GUGCGCGAGAAACGUGUCGACAGUAAACGAGUCUCUGAACGGAUCGUCGUUGUCGAUGGUGAAAUGAUCCUCUAGCCCGAGGUUUUUGGCUUGGUCCGCUCGGACAAAGAGGAAGACCAUUUGUAUAUUGCUGCUCCUCGAGGGAUCGUACGCUUGUUCAUCCGUAGAAAACAUCAUUAAACGCUGACGUCGCGGAAUUCGUCCCGUGUCGUUUUCUUUCGUGGCAAGCGUCGAACAUCCAACGACUGACUAGCGACCAUCACGCACGCGUGUCUUUGUUUUUUUUUUCUCUCGGUGCUGAAUAACUGUUCGGUACGGGAAAACAGAGAGUGUGUUAUAUCACAGUGGUGAAAGACUGAUUCGUUCGUGGGUUCUGCUGUGGUAAAUAAUCCGUGGCAGUCAGAGGCCCUUCCUAAACGACAAUCGAGCUCAGCUGAUUCAAGGACUUGCUGCGAAGGGCUCUGCUGCGUUAAUAGACGAGAUAAAUAUGUCGUCCCCCAGCGCUGGAAAACGACGUAUGGACACGGACGUUCUCAAAUUAAUAGAAAGCAAGCAUGAGGUGACGAUACUAGGAGGAUUAAAUGAAUUUUCCGUGAAAUUCUACGGGCCAGCAGGCACGCCUUACGAGGGUGGAAUAUGGAAGGUGAGGGUUCACUUGCCCGAGCACUACCCCUUCAAAUCUCCUUCGAUCGGCUUUAUGAACAAGGUGUACCACCCUAACAUUGACGAAGUCUCAGGCACGGUGUGUCUAGACGUAAUAAACCAGGCCUGGACUGCCCUUUACGAUUUAUCGAAUAUUUUCGAAUCUUUCCUGCCCCAAUUGUUAACAUAUCCUAAUCCAAUCGACCCCUUAAAUGGCGAUGCGGCGGCCAUGUAUCUACAUAAACCUGAGGAGUACAAGAAGAAGGUAGCAGAUUACGUGAAGAAAUACGCGACGGAGGAGGCGUUAAGGGACCAGGAGGACGGCGGUACCGAAAACAGGGUGUCGUCCGACAGCGAGUCUUCGAUGAGCGACUUCAGCGAGGACGAGGCGCAGGACAUGGAGUUGUAACCAAAUAUUUUACCAUCCGUACCCAUAUCCUUAAUCUCGGUUCCCUGUAAACUCCGAUCGCUCGUCCUACCAAAUAGAUGCUUACAUUUCGAACCUCCGAACCUCACUAUCGGUUUAGCUACGUGGCACACUCGUCACUUUGUUUCGUAGGGGAACGUUGAACCGCGACCAGGUUGUUGUUAUAAUUAUCGGGAGGUAGACACGAAGGAAAAGUCGAAAGAAAGAAAGAAAAAGAAAACAAAAGAGGAAAGGAAACAAAAAAAAAAAAAGA
This is a messenger RNA of Habropoda laboriosa, 1322 nucleotides long. RefSeq names its product ubiquitin-conjugating enzyme E2 H (gene UbcE2H). Lineage: Eukaryota; Metazoa; Arthropoda; Insecta; Hymenoptera; Apidae. The record is from RefSeq and is a predicted model, not a curated record. Gene Ontology annotation, molecular function: ubiquitin conjugating enzyme activity. Gene Ontology annotation, biological process: ubiquitin-dependent protein catabolic process; protein polyubiquitination. The coding region runs from base 488 to 1051 and encodes 187 amino acids. Gene Ontology annotation, cellular component: nucleus. The transcript is spliced from 5 exons.